Messenger RNA from Alternaria arborescens, 1560 nucleotides. RefSeq lists its product as hypothetical. Gene Ontology annotation, molecular function: oxidoreductase activity. Bases 1 to 1560 code for a protein of 519 amino acids. Lineage: Eukaryota; Fungi; Ascomycota; Dothideomycetes; Pleosporales; Pleosporaceae. The transcript has 4 exons. The record is from RefSeq and is a predicted model, not a curated record.
AUGGGAUCCGCCAAGGAAGAAAUUUCUGUCGAUGUGCUCGUUAUCGGUGCUGGUCCGACCGGUCUCGGAGCAGCAAAGCGCCUGCACCAGAUUGACGGCCCCUCAUGGCUGAUUGUCGACUCCAACGAGACACCUGGUGGGCUGGCUUCGACCGACACCACUCCAGAGGGCUUCCUCUACGACGUCGGUGGCCAUGUCAUCUUCUCCCACUACAAGUACUUCGACGACUGCAUCGACGAGGCCCUCCCCAACGAUGACGACUGGUUCACCCACGAGCGUGUCUCCUACGUCCGCUGCAAGCGCCAAUGGGUCCCCUACCCAUUCCAGAACAACCUGUCCAUGCUGGACAAGGACGACCAGGCCAAGUGCGUUGACGGUUUGAUCGACGCCGCACUUGAGGCUCGCGUGGCAAACACCAAGCCCAAGGACUUUGACGAGUGGAUCAUGCGUCAGAUGGGUGUUGGUAUUGCCGACCUCUUCAUGAGGCCAUACAACUUCAAGGUCUGGGCUGUUCCCACCACCAAGAUGCAGUGCCAAUGGCUCGGAGAGCGUGUCGCUGCUCCCAACGUCAAGGGCGUCAUCAACAACAUCAUUCACAACAAGACCGCAGGAAACUGGGGUCCCAACGCUACCUUCCGCUUCCCCGCACGAGACGGUACCGGUGGUAUCUGGAAGGCUGUCGCAAAGACACUGCCAGAGUCCAAGACAAAAUACGGCGACCACGCCAAGGUCAACAAGGUCGACGCCGACGGCCACAAGGUACACUUGAACGACGGCACAGUAGUCAACUACAAGAAGCUCGUCAACACCAUGGCUGUUGACGCGCUCGUUGAGGCCAUGGGCGACAAGGAGCUCAUCGACCUCAGCAAGGGUCUCUUCUACUCAAGCACCCACGUCAUUGGUGUUGGUCUCCGUGGCGAGCGCCCUGAGCGCAUUGGCGACAAGUGCUGGCUCUACUUCCCCGAGGAUGACUGCCCAUUCUACCGCGCCACCAUCUUCUCCAACUACUCGCCAUACAACCAGCCACAAAAGGACGUCAAGCUUGCCACUCAGCAGCUCGCAGAUGGCUCCAAGCCCAGCUCCACCGAACCCAAGGAGGGUCCAUACUGGUCCAUCAUGUUGGAGGUUUCCGAGUCCAGCAUGAAGCCCGUUGACGAGAAGAACAUGCUCAAGGACUGCAUUCAGGGUCUCAUCAACACCGAGAUGAUCAAGUCCGACGACGAGAUCGUAUCAACCUACCACCGCCGCUUCGACCACGGAUACCCCACACCCUCGCUCGAGCGUGAGGGCGUUCUCACUAAGCUUCUCCCUGCGCUCCAGCAAAAGGACAUUCUGUCGCGUGGCCGCUUCGGCUCAUGGCGAUACGAGGUCGGUAACCAAGACCACUCAUUCAUGUUGGGUGUAGAGGCUGUCGACCACGUUGUCAACGGCGCUGUUGAGCUGACCCUCAACCACCCCGACUUUGUCAACGGCCGUAAGAACGAGGAGCGCCGCCUCAAGGACGGUGCCCAGAUCUUCGCUCAGACUCCCCUUGCUCUGAGGAACAAGGGUGUUGAGUAG